This is a messenger RNA of Carcharodon carcharias (great white shark), 1347 nucleotides long. RefSeq names its product chromosome unknown C17orf67 homolog (gene cunh17orf67). Lineage: Eukaryota; Metazoa; Chordata; Chondrichthyes; Lamniformes; Lamnidae. The record is from RefSeq and is a predicted model, not a curated record. The transcript has 4 exons. The coding region runs from base 209 to 481 and encodes 90 amino acids.
GACACACACACACACAAACACACUGACACACACACUGACUGAUUGACUGAACCUUCCCAGCUGGGUCCCUUAACAUCUGCCAAAUAAGUAGAUGUUAUGAAAACAGCACACAGGUGACGUGGAGAGUCAUAGUGUGUAUCGUUGUCGGACUCGCAGGGUGUGUGGAAAGGAGCGCAGAUAGAUACACCAAGGGCACGGUGUAAACAGAAUGGGGCGCUUUGUGAUCUUCUGGCUGUGCUUAGCCUGGCUGACCCUCCUCACAGACACGUCCCCGAUUCUAACCGAGAAGGAUGCCAAACAGCUUCUGCGGACCAAGCGGAGUGACAGAGUACUGACAGCAGGAUUCCCUGAUGAGCCCAUGCGGGAAUACCUGAUCUACCUUCAGACCCUGGAGAGACGAUCGGAGGAGCAGUUUUAUGAACACUGGCUGAAUCCUCACUGUAAACCUCACUGUAACAGGAACUGGGUCCACCCAGUCUAAGUGAACCUUGCUUUUUCCCUCAGGAGAGAGUCUGCGUUCUCCCUCAGGCAAUGGAUCAAGGCUGAAUCAUCCACAUCGGUGACUGAGAAUCACAUUUAAAGCUAUACCUUCAUUUAACAAUUGCUCAACAAGCUUUGCGCUGUAACCAUUUGCAAAACUAUGUGUAAACUUCAAACAUAUUGGCAUUUUCUGAAGCAGCAGGGUUGAAAAAGAGGGAGAGGUUGAGGGGAGAGUGAGAUGUGUAAGAUUUCACGGGGAGAGUGAAGGAUUAUGUAAUAUUACCAAGAGGAUGUGACACUUAGACUGACUUCUGCCCAGGCUUUGCAAUGCCCGGCUUCCUGUCUCCCAUCUACAGGGUCCUGUUUAUAGCCUGUCCUUGGUGCUGCGUUUUAGAACAUUUUUGCUUGUUGUUUGGGCUCUUUUCAGCCCAAUGCCUGAUCCCAAACCUAGCACUGGAUUUUUGGAGUCUCUUGGGACAGUUCUCCCAUGAGGUAUUUACAAGGAAAUUGAAGGGUUGGAGUGGGGAACUGGGACGAGCCCCUUUUUGCUUCAUUGUUAUGGGACCAUUAGCCCACGACUCAUGGAAAAUGGCAUCCGGGGAGAAGGGGGUGGGGGGGGGGGGGGGUUCUGCCAGGGAACCUGGCAUCUGCCCCUUUACCCCUUCAUGCUGACCUUUGCACCCGGAGAAAUAGACAGUGCCCAGGGGUAACGUUGAGGGAAAUGAGUGGAAUUUUGGGAAGGGUUUAGUGAGGAAUGGGAAGAGGAUGGAGAGAGAGGGAGAUUGCCACCAGCUCAUUGUGCUUGAUGCAAACCUCCUGCCAUUAGCGUAAAGCAAAUACAUUAAAGCGUUAAUUAGCGGUUCAUCG